ACGUUUGCACCAAGUUUCCUUCGGCAGUUUUUGCAUGGUGACAUUGCUUCAAGUGGCUGGUAGUAUAAACUUCACAGGGGACAUACCAGACCGUACAAUAAAGGCCAAACUAGAUGACGAUGUCGCUCUGGGCUGGAGCUUCUCAUUCAACGAUUUGGGAGGCAAUCCAGUUGGCCCAUUUGGUGCUCCAGACGUUUACGAAAUCAGCUUUGGCAUUUAUAAAUCUAUACAUGGCGAAACUUUCUUGAGCGAGAAACUUGUUGUUGUCGAUAGUAGUGGAAAGUUCAGUGUUCAAGCUGGAUUUGAUAGAAAAAUGGAUUGGAGCCACUCAAAAUACAAAUUAACAUUCAUUCUGAAAAACAUUGCUAUCCAAGAUCAGGCAAUGUACGGAGUGAAUGUUGAGCUUGGCUUGAGUCAGCUGCCGCUCGAGGAUUCUGUGAUUGUUAUCAUACCAGGACUCUCGUACGUGGUUCAAAAUGGCAGCUCGAUUGUCCGUAAAGAGUCAGCCUACAUGAUGGAACCUUUUGAACUAUCGUUUACAAGAUCGGAACACGACCGAACUGCUGACCGUAUCAAGUACACACUCAAAAAAGAUAACACAAGCAUUUUCAUUAUUGGAAAGAACAGAGAAGAUAACAAAUUCAGUUGCUUUCAUUAUGUUACUCCAAAACCUACACCUUGUUCUGCUGAUUCCUUCUCAGUGAACGAAACUUACGUUUCUUUCAAACUAAGAAAUGUUACCUUUCAAGAUGCUGGUCGAUACCUCUGUAUAAAGUAUUCAUCGGGGCUCUACAAUACAACGUUCGAGGAAAUCGACCUUAGUGUACAAGAGAGACCAACCGUAGAAAUAAUUGACGAUGAAACAUCAGCUCCCAGGGCAAAAAGCAGUUAUUCCAGUACUCGGCCUAUAUGUCAAGUAUUGGCAGCAAUAUUGAUCUUACAAGCACUGCUCGUCUAGAAGACACACCCUUCACCAAGGACGGGGGAAGCAGUGAACAUCAGCUUUACAAAAUGAUUUAAAAAAAACAGUUUUAUAAAGACAUGUUAUGACCCCCCAUCCCCUCCCCCCCUCCUAACCCCCGCUUCGUGCUUUGGGUUUGAAAAUAUGAAGCUUGUCUGGCUUGAAUGGGGAAUUUGAACCAGAAGUGUCGGGUCUUUCUACCGGAAUACACGUGUCACCUCUUUAGAUAUGGAGUUGUUUAAGCUGAUUAGUUCCCUCUCGCGAGCGAUCGGCCAGAAGAAAAUGUUUACAAAGUCCAGGUUUUAAAGUUUGGUUAAUGUGUAGAAAGUUACUGUCGUUGACUUUGCCCUUUACGAAAAAAUUGUAUGUGGCAUUUGAAUAAAGCAAUCUCCAGAACUUCAA
Molecule: messenger RNA, 1363 nt
Organism: Pocillopora damicornis (cauliflower coral)
Lineage: Eukaryota; Metazoa; Cnidaria; Anthozoa; Scleractinia; Pocilloporidae
Source: RefSeq, a predicted model, not a curated record